Molecule: messenger RNA, 3157 nt
Organism: Liolophura sinensis
Lineage: Eukaryota; Metazoa; Mollusca; Polyplacophora; Chitonida; Chitonidae
Product: coiled-coil domain-containing protein 174-like
Exons: 11
Coding region: 51-2144 (697 amino acids)
Cellular component (GO): nucleus
Source: RefSeq, a predicted model, not a curated record
UUAAACUAACAACUGCUAAACCUGAGUACGUCUCUAUCGACAUCUUAGAAAUGGAUGAGAAUACCUCUAAGAAAAGUGUUAACCCUUCAUCACUGGUGGACUUGAAAGCUGAACUGUUCAGAAAACAAGAAGAGUUCAAAACCCAAAAACUUCAAAAAGCAACCUUCAUAAAAAGUCGUGUAACUGAAAAGAAACCCAAUAUAUGGAGCAAGAAAAAUGCUGGAGUUUUACAGAGAGCAGAGAGAGAUUUAGAAGCUAAAGCUGAAGAAGAAAACUCCUUAGAGAAGUCCAGAAAAGCAUUGGCAGCCAAAGCAAAGCUGUAUGAGAAGAUGACACAGGGAAAUGAAAUUCCUGAGGAAGACGGCAGCAAAAUUUUCUUGGUUGAUUUUCAGAAGAAAGCAAUUGAUACCAUUAUAGAGAAGAGAGAUGAAGAAAGAAAGGCUGGCGCCAAUUCCAGGAGCGAUGAAUCCUGUAACGAUGUGAUGACAGAAGAUAUCCCAGCUAACCCAGGUGAAGAAUGGGUAGAGUUUACAGACUCGCUGGGCAGAGUCCGCACCUGUAUGAGGAAAGAUCUAGCAGAGUUACAGAGACGGGAUAAGGAUCUAAAUGUCAACAGAAAACCUGCAGAUGUUGUGGAGAAGCCUGACUUAAUGUCUGAGGACAUGAGAAGAGAGUUGGAGCGUGAACGCUGGGAGAGAGAAACUGAAGAGGAACUGGAUAAACCCACAGGACCUAUACACUAUGCAGAUGUACAACACAGAGAGGUUCGUGAUCAUGGUGUGGGGUUUUACCAAUUCUCACAGGAAGAGGAACAGAGACAAGCUGAGAUGGAGAGGCUGGCAAAUCUCAGACAACAGACAGUGGACCAGAGAAGUAAGCGUGAGAUGAUCAAAGAGAAGAGGAAGGCCAUGCUGGAGUCACGCCUGGCAAAGGUCAAGCAGAGGAAGCUGGGGCGUGAGGGUGGGGGUGUAUUCUCACAGGUUGCUCUUCAGACAGAUUCAAAGACAGAAGAGAAACCAGAGACAAGUAAGGAACAGAAGGUUGACCAAGACAAGGAUGUGGAGGCCAAGGUAGAGUCUGUGUUACAGGCAGUGAGGAAAGCUGAGAGCAGAACAGCUGCAGUGAGGGAGUGGGACAUCGGCAAAACAGAAUAUUUGAAUUUGCAGUGGGAAAAUCGUAAGCAGAAGUUAGAAGAUGACAGAAAUCCAGAGUUCGCUCCCCCAACAGCACUGUACAGCAUGGAGACAGCCAAUCAAAACAAGCCAAAUGUCAGAGGCAGGAGAAGGUUUCCUGUUGGAGGUCAAAGGUCACAGGAGCCACCACAGGUUAAAAUCCUCACAAGGGAAGAGUAUGAGGCUCAGUGUAGAAACACAUCAACUGCUUCAUCCACGGCCUCAUCUGACAGCACAGUCAAAACUGAGCCUGUCAUUCAGAAUUUAUGUGAUAUACCAUUGCCAGAAUGUCAGCCCAGCAAAGUGAAGCAAGAGCCAGUCUUCUGUCACAGUGGUGUAAAACAUGAUAACUUUACUCCAGAGUUUUCCCAAGAUUCAAACUUUGCCCAGGCAGUUUCAGUGGAACAGGUUAUGUUGCCAGGUUGUUCAAUGCCUUUGUUUGCCUCAUCUGUAUUUAACACAACAGUGCCUCCACCUGGAUUUGACAUUACAGUGCCCCCACCUGAAUUUGACACAACAGUGCCUCCACCUGGAUUCGACACUACAGUGCCCCCACCUGCAUUUGUUGGUGCUGUACCUCCAUCAGGAUUUGACCCCCAUCAACCUCUCCCUUCCCCAGAACCUGUACCCCCUGCUCAGGCACAUGUGAACCCUACAGUUCAACCACCAUUUGCCCCAGUGCCUUCUGUACACUGCCAACCUGUGUCACAUCAUCACAGUAUACCUCAGGGUAGUACUACUCAGCCUGUAUCAGCAAGUAAUAGCCAAGAACCUGUUGUUGUGCCAAAACUGCACAUUAUGGACACACGGUACAUUAAGAACAAGGAGGCUCCAGUACUGGCUACUCUCACGCCCGCAGGCCAGGUAGGCAUUGCAGAGGUGGUGACAUCAAACACAGGGGCUGCUCCACCAGUGGUGUCCAACCCUGUUAUCAGUGGGCAGCCUGUUAAAUACAUGACACAGGAAAAAUGAGAUGUGAUGUCAGACGUGAGGCUUCUCCAGUGGUGGUAUCAAACCCUGUCAUUAGUACUCAGCCUUUCAGGUACAUGACACAGGAGAAGUGAACUGUGACAUCAGACACAGGGGCUUCUUCAGCAGUGGUGUCCAACCCUGUCAUUAGUGCUGAGCCUGUUGGUUACAUGGCACAGAAGUGAACUGUGACAUCAGACACGGGGGCUUCUUCAGCAGUGGUGUCCAACCCUGUCAUCAGUGUUCAGUCUGUCAGUUACAUGGCACAGAAGUGAACUGUGAUAUCAGACACGGGGGCUUCUUCAGCAGUGGUGUCCAACCCGGUCAUCAGUGCUCAGCCUGUCAGUUACAUGACACAGAAGUGAACUGUGAUAUCAGACACGGGGGCUUCUUCAGCAGUGGUGUCCAACCCGGUCAUCAGUGCUCAGCCUGUCAAUUACAUGGCAUAGAAGUGAACUGUGAUAUCAGACACGGGGGCUUUUUCAGCAGUGGUGUCCAACCCUUUCAUCAGUGUUCAGUCUGUCAGUUACAUGACACAGGAGAAGUGAACUGUGAUAUCAGACACGGGGGCUUCUUCUGCAGUGGUGGCCAACCCUGUCAUCAGUGCUCAGCCAGUCAAAUAUGUGACACAAGGGAAGUGAGCGGGGCCUAGUGGUUAGUGUGCUAGAUCAGCACAAUGUCCCAACUGAUUCUCACCAGUGUGAUCACUGUCCACCUCAGUCUGACUUUUUCCCAGGCCUGAUAGCUGUAUAAGUGAAAUAUUCUUGAGUACUGUGUAAAACUCCAAUGAAAUCAAAUCACAAAUAAGGAUAAAUGGGCUGUAUACCAUUAACUAUGUCUUUACUGUUGGUUUCUUGUGUCUUGAAUACUAUGUAAAACUCCAGUGAAAGCAAUAAACAAAUAAGGGAUAAGUGAACUGUACACCAUUAACCGGAUGUCUAUACUGUUGGUUUCUUGUGUCUUGAAUACUAUGUAAAAGUCCAGUGAAAUCAGUGAACAAAUAAGAAAUAAGUGAA